AUGUCUGUCGACAUUGGAUGGGAGACCAUCACCUCGGGUCCCGACGGGGCUGUUCUUGCAGACAAAAUUCGCGCCUUUGUGGACCAGAAGUUCCAACAGGUAACCUUGCCUCGAUUCAUCCAUGCCGUCCAUGUCCAUUCGUUCGAGUUUGGCUCCGCCUGUCCGGACAUCGAGAUCAAAGACGUUUGUGAUCCGCUGCCCGACUUCUACGACGAGGAGGAAGACAGCGACGAGGGUGAUGCGCAGCAAGCCACUACUGAAUCUGUCGAUAGUCCCGGCACCGCAGCUUACGAACCUUCCAAUACCAAUUCGCACCCCUCCCCUCGACCGUAUAGUAGGCCACAGCUGAGCAACAUCCUCACCGGUCGAGACGGUCAUGAGUGGCGGCCUUCUGCGACCACCAAGGACGUUGUCGCUGUAAGCGCGGACCCUACUGCGGCCUCUUUCCCCCGAAGCACCACUCCAGGCAUCCCCGGAGGCACCUCCAACCUCAGCUACUUUCACUUUCCUACCACAGGUCUUUCUGGAAGUCAGACCCCAUUGGCAGCAGUCGCCAGUGGCAGUCCAUUCGCCCCGCGACCGUGGUCGUAUGACCCGACCCCGACCCUGACCGCAGCGCCGGGGCGGGGGACUCUGCAGACAUCAAGCAAAACCAGAAACAGAAAUGUGGCACCAGACCCUCCGGCUCAUGACGAUCCCUCUACCCGGCCAUCCACCGCAAACAGCAUCUCGUCUCCGCGUGAGUCAGAAUCUGGCCUCUCUUCACCUCGGCUACAGCAUAGUGGGUACGAAAAUGGCCACGACAUGGAUGAGGCCGUACUUGAUAAGGUCCGCCCCCUAUCGCCCUCGCCCUCGCCCUCACAUAUCCAGAGCAGCCAGCCAACGGACCUGCAGGUGGUUGCGAGGGUCAAAUAUUCCGGGGACGUGCGCAUGACAUUGACCGCGGAGAUCCUCCUUGAUUACCCUAUGCCUAGUUUCGUGGGCAUUCCGGUCAGGUUGGCCAUCACCGGCAUGUCAUUUGACGGAGUGGCCAUAGUGGCAUGGAUCAAGGGGAAAAUGCAUUUUUGUUUUCUCGACCCCGAGGAUGCCACUGCGCUGAUCGGAGCUGGCUUGGGAGAAAACCAGCAAGACGUGAAGGGUGGUAAAGAUGGAUCGAGGAGCAAUUUUCCCGGCCCGCUACAAGAAAUUCGCGUGGAAAGUGAAAUUGGUCGACAAGUGGACGGGAAACAGGCGCUCAAAAAUGUCGGUAAGGUCGAAAAGUUUGUCCUCGAGCAGGUCCGUAAGAUAUUUGAGGAGGAGUUCAUCUUCCCCAGCUACUGGACUUUUUUGGUCUGA
Capronia epimyces CBS 606.96 is the source of this 1335-nucleotide messenger RNA. RefSeq lists its product as uncharacterized. Gene Ontology annotation, molecular function: lipid binding. The transcript has a single exon. The coding region runs from base 1 to 1335 and encodes 444 amino acids. Gene Ontology annotation, cellular component: ERMES complex. Lineage: Eukaryota; Fungi; Ascomycota; Eurotiomycetes; Chaetothyriales; Herpotrichiellaceae. Gene Ontology annotation, biological process: phospholipid transport; mitochondrion organization. The record is from RefSeq and is a predicted model, not a curated record.